CAUACAGCAAACACUUAAUAGUUGUAAGAGAAAGGGAACACGUUGUGGGCCUUAGACACUAUGCCACAAAGAAUCUGAUCUGUCAGUCAGUCUUGAGUCUUCUAUCCAAUAACAUUUAAUUUUAAACAAAUUAUUUUAUUUUUUUUAUAAUUUAUUCAUUAUUUUAAUUUAUUCUUUUAUCGUUUAAUAAAAUCCCGUCAAGUGUAAACAUGUUCGUUAUCGUUGAAAUAAAUCGGAGUAACUGAAGAUCAUCGACCGCUCAAUAAUUAACCUCAGGGAAUAACAAAGAUCCGACACAAUAAACAAUAAAUACAAGCCAUGGAAGUAUUGAUGAACGAAGCCUCCAACAUACCGCAAAUUUCCGGUCAUGCUGGUGACCCGCAAUCAAAAACUGGUAAAUACAAUCCGGAUAAUUCCAAUCAGGAAUUAUCUUUACGGAAGACAGUAAAAGAGCACGAGGCAGCUGACAUUUCUUUCGAAGAUCUUCGUUACAAGGUUUCCAUCGGAUUCCGUCGGGGAACUAAAGAAAUUCUACAUGGAAUACACGGAAGAUUACCAGCAAAACAACUUAUCGCUAUCAUGGGUCCAUCUGGAGCUGGAAAAUCGACGUUGCUUGACAUUCUCUCCGGCUACAGAUUAACCGGAAUUCAAGGAACUAUUAAAGUUAAUGGCGAGGUUCGUGAUAUUGAUACAUUUAGAAGAACCAGUGCGUAUAUCACUCAAGAUGACCGGCUCCAACCGUUACUAACUGUCUCGGAAAAUAUGUGGGUCGCUGCAGACUUAAAAUUAGGAACUAAUAUUUCCAAGCAGACAAAAUUAUCAAUUAUUAAAGAAACAUUAAUUACACUCGGAUUAAGUGAGCAUGUUAACACAAGAUCAGACAGAUUGAGCGGUGGUCAAAAGAAAAGAUUAUCAAUAGCAUUGGAAUUAGUUAACGAUCCCACUGUUAUGUUUUUAGAUGAACCUACGACAGGCUUAGACAGCUCAACUUGUACGCAAGUAGUAAAUUUAUUAAAAGUCUUAGCGAGACAAAAUCGAACGAUUGUUUGUACCAUUCAUCAACCGAGCGCUUCACUAUUCCAGCUUUUUGAUCAUGUACUGAUACUAGCUAAAGGUACGUGCUUGUACCAAGGAGCAACAGGUCAAUUAAUUCCCUUUCUGGAGAGCGUUAAGCUUCCAUGUCCAAUGUAUCAUAAUCCGGCGGAUUACGCGAUUGAAUUGGCUUGCGGUGAAUACGGGGAUGAUAAAAUUGAAACUCUGAUACAUGCCACGCAAAAUGGAAAAAGUUCUCAGUGGUUCGGCAACGCGAUCCCGGUUGAAGAUUUCAAAAAAAACGCAAAUGGCAUGAAAAGUGACAAGAGAUAUAGAAUUACUAAAAGAAAACCAUCUUUGCAAGCGACCUCGCAGAUGCAUCAACUGAAAGUUCUUCUUUAUCGCGGAUACAUCAAGUGCAAACGUGACGCUACUUUGACACAUCUGCGUAUUAUCGUAAAUAUUGUUACUGGAAUAAUGCUGGGGAUGUUAUUUAUUCAAUCUGGUAAUGAAGGCUCGAGAGUAUUGGAGAAUUAUAAUCUUCUUUUUGCUAUUUUAAUUCAUCAUAUGAUGACUUCGAUGAUGUUAACUAUUCUUACAUUUCCCACAGAAAUAAAUAUUCUAAAAAAGGAACAUUUCAACAGAUGGUAUACUUUAAAAAUGUUUUAUUUAUCAAUAACAAUUAUUGAUAUUCCCGUGACAUUUUUAUGCUGCCUACUAUUUUCUAUAAUUAUUUACUUAAUGUCUGGACAAUUGUUAGAGAUCGAAAGGUUCUCCAUGUUUUUUCUUAUCAGCAUAAUGGUUGUUUUUGUUGCUCAAAGCUUUGGUCUUAUGAUCGGAGCUGUUUUUAAUGUUGUUAAUGGUACAUUUGCUGGACCAACGUUGUCAGUGCCCAUGAUGAUGUUCGCUGGAUUCGGUGUGUCUUUACGCGACCUGCCGCGUUAUUUAAAAUGGGGUAGUUACGUAAGUUACCUACGCUUUGGUCUCGAAGGCUACGUCGCCGCAAUAUAUGGACUCAAUAGGCAGGAUCUUGAGUGCGUUGAAGUUUACUGUCACUACAAAAAACCUAAAAUAUUUUUAAAAGACGUUGCAAUGAGAGAAGAUCAAUUUUUAAACGACGUUAUUGCCCUCUUAGUAAUGCUUAUAGCCACUCGUACUUUAGCUUACUAUCUUCUUAGAUGGAAAUUAAAAGCUUCCCGAUAAACUGGCACUUAUAAAUAAUUAGCGAUAUUUAUAUUAAAUUAAUUUCUUAUUAAUCAAUAAUUAAAAAAGAAAUGAAUUACCUCAAUUUAAGUCAUGAGUUUUUAAAAAAUUCGUGAACAAGAUACUCAUAAAUAACUUUAUGGAAAAUGAUGAUUUAUUUUUUUUAAGUAUUAAUGAAUUUUUGUUUUAAAAAAAUUUUUAUCUUAUAAAUAUGUAUAAAUAAUAAAUAAGAUUGUAUAAAAUAUA
This is a messenger RNA of Microplitis mediator, 2481 nucleotides long. RefSeq names its product ATP-binding cassette subfamily G member 4. Gene Ontology annotation, molecular function: ATP binding; ATP hydrolysis activity; ABC-type transporter activity. The record is from RefSeq and is a predicted model, not a curated record. Lineage: Eukaryota; Metazoa; Arthropoda; Insecta; Hymenoptera; Braconidae. Gene Ontology annotation, cellular component: plasma membrane. Bases 319 to 2235 code for a protein of 638 amino acids. The transcript has 11 exons.